UGGCCGGCAGCUGCCGGUGUUCGCGCUCCGAACGUCAAUUCUCUCCCGACAGAGUUGUCGUACAAGUGGUCCCCUGAGGAGCAGCGCUCUAGCUUCCCCGCCGGCCGCAGGUGUUCCACGUCGUCUCCUUCUUAUCCUGCGGCGUUGUGCGCGUUUGCUUCGGAGAGUUCGCAGCCUUCCUUCUGCGUCUAUCUUCGCUCGAUUUGUUUUUUUUUCUUGCGUGCGCGCUGCUGUUUGAAAUCAGCCAUAAACGCUGUUUUCUUAUUUCUUCCUGCGAUUAUAGUCCCUCGGAUCGUUCACCCCGAAGAGGACGACACCAUCUGUGUGACUGCUCGGUUUCCGGAACAACAAGUUUGGUUGUGAUACAGCGCGCGUGUAGCCACGCUACCGUUCUUGUUUCUCGCGCCUUGGCGCCGCUGGUACUUUAUUGUGAGCUUCGUGGCGACGAUUCGCUCGAUCAUUUUUUUCUUUCUGCCGUUCCCGUUGUUUCUACUGUUCCCGUGACGUGCCAAGAACGCUGCUGCAGGUGACACGACCAGCCUGCGUAGUCGUCGGGAAUUUGCCGGCUGUAGCCAAAUUUUCUCCGCGCUGCUCGUCGUUGUUAUAGAUGGGAUCUGCCGACGCCAACGGGAAGAGCACCGCUAAGGUCUGCGUCGCCGGAAUCAGUUAUGUUGGACGCUGUGAAGUGUGAGAAGCGAGCAUUCGGGCACGCUAUCUGAGUUCACUGUGUGUGUAAGUGCAUCGGCGUGAAAAGCGUGUCAAUUUUGUGCUCUCUCCCUGCUCGAGUGGACGUUCAAAGGUGGACACUGUCGUGACCUCUGUUCACGCGAGAAUGCCCCCGACUUCCCGUGGUAUCUGCUGCCGCAUCUCCUGGGGAUACACCGUGGCAGCCACCGUCUUUUUGCAGCUGACUGCAAUGCUGUGCUCGUCCGCUGCUACAGUUGGUACACCCUCCAAGCACUCCUGUCCCGAGGGCCACUUUCCUUGCAGCGAAGCGAAGAGGCACUGCGUGCGACGCGAGUUCAUAUGCGACGGACAUCGGGAUUGCCCGGAGGGAUCCGACGAAAAAGCAUGCGGGGACGAGAAUCUGAAGAAGUUCAUCGAGGACUAUUUCCAGAAGCGGCCUGACGAAGACCGCGAGAAGAAGUCUGGCAAAUGCGAUUGGGUCCAUCGUGGAUGCCGCUGCUCAAAAAACAACAGCUUCUUCUGCGAGAACACCGGGCUGCGUGCGCUGCCAUCAACCAUUCCACAAAAUGUCACAAACCUGGACAUAUCAGGGAACCAUUUCUCUAAGCUACAGAAGAGUGACUUCCCGCUGAUGCCUCAGCUAACGAUCCUAGUCCUCUCCUCAUCCGAGGUCAUCAGCUUGGGUGAAGACGUCUUUGGAAACCUUCCCAUGCUGAAAAAUGUGUACCUCCAAGGUAACAGGAUUCAGCACAUUGCGGCAGACACCUUUGUGAGCAGCAAGAACCUUCGAAACUUGCACUUGUCUCACAACCCUAUUGGAUCUGUCGCUGCGGAGGCGUUUCGCGGUCUUACGGCGCUGGAAACGCUAGACCUGAGGAGCUGUUCGCUGACAGACAUACAAGAGGACUUGUUCGUUCAUCCGAAGAACCUCACUCAUUUGUGGCUCGAUGGCAACAACAUUGAGACCCUUCGACCACGUGCCUUCUCGCCUCUAAGUCGUCUCCAGGUUCUGUCUCUGACAAGAAACAAGCUUGUGCGCCUCUCAGCGCAUGACUUCACUGGCCUUGUGUCUCUUCGAACACUGAACCUGGCUUACAACAAGCUGUCUGACCUGACGGGAGCAUUCACUGCCUUGGGAAGCCUGCGAACACUUGACCUGGAGGGCAACCGGCUCGACGUCAUCCCUGACGACACAUUCUGGCCUCUUACCAGCAUCGAAUCCUUGAACCUGAGGAACAACGUAUUCCGCACAUCCUCUUCAGCUCUGUUCGCCCCUCUUCAUAACAUCACUCACAUCUACUUCAGCGACUUCAGCCUGUGCUCUUCCGCUUUGCACGUUCGCGUUUGCGAGCCACGCGGAGACGGCAUCAGCAGCCUGGCUCACCUUCUCGACAGCGUAGUUCUCCGCGUGGCCGUGUGGGUGGUGGCGCUGGUUGCCUGCCUCGGGAACCUGCUCGUGCUCGUCGGGAGGCUAGUGCUGCGCGAGCCUAAUGCGGUGCACUCGUUUUACAUCAAGAACCUUGCACUGGCCGACCUCAUCAUGGGCGUCUACCUGUUCGUCAUCGCCUCGCACGACGUGGCCUUCCGAGGAGAGUACAUUCGACACGACUACCGCUGGCGACGCUCCGUGGGCUGCAGCGUAUCUGGGUUUCUCUCGACGGUCAGCAGCGAGGCGUCGGUGUUCACCCUGACGGUGAUCACGGUCGAUCGGUUUGCGUCCAUCGUGUACCCGCUGUCACUGAAACGUCGCACCUUUCGCUUCGCGUGGAUCUGCAUGCUCUGUGUAUGGCUGGUGACCCUGCUGCUCGCCGCCGUGCCCAUGAUGCGACCUGACUACUACGGUGAGGAGUUCUACGGAAGCAACGGCGUCUGCCUGCCUCUGCACAUCCACGACCCCGACUCCAAGGGCUGGGAGUACUCGGCGUUCGUGUUCUGUAUUGUGAACAGCGUGGCGUUUGCGUUCAUCGCUUACGCCUACCUGACCAUGUUCGUCACAAUCACGCAUUCCAAGGUGGGCCUACGCUCCACGCAGCAGCUGCAGGAUCGAGCCAUCGCCAAGCGAUUCGCCUUCAUCGUGGGCACCGACUUUCUAUGCUGGAUGCCGAUCGUAUUCAUCAAGAUCAUCGCCAUAGCCGGAACAAAGAUCGACGAGACGCUGUACGCGUGGGUUGCAGUGUUUCUGCUGCCGGUGAACUCGGCGUUGAACCCCGUUCUGUACACGCUCACCACGCGAAUGUUCAAGCAGCAGCUGAACCGGUUCCUGGACAACUUGCGCCAGUGCGAGCGAACCCCUUCGCACCGACAGUCCGGCCAGUCGUGGUCGUCCGUGCCCACGGUUCGGGGCCAAAAGAAGACGCUUGUGACUUCGCUAUCCGACUGCACCUUCGGGAAGAAAAAAACCCCGAGCGUUGUGUGCUAUUCACUGCCAAAUGGCGUUCUGUUACCGCUAAGGGGCAGCCAGUCAUGCGUCGAAAAGGCACCUCAGCCCACGCAAGAAGAGAUGAAGACGUUCCCCACUAGCAACGGACACGCAGGUGCUAACGAUACAACGCGCAGCACCAACUCCAGCGGCAAGUCUGUGCUGUCAACGACGUCAGCGUCCAGCAAGUCGAAGUGGAGGCGGCACCCACGCCCGAGAUUCAGAGUCGAAGAUUCCAUAUGACCGGCGAUGUAGAAGAUACUGGUUAAUCACAGACCAACAACUGUGUCAUCACAGAUAACAGCUGUGCCAGCUAUAGGGGACUCCAUAGGCCAGAAGCCAAAAGGACGUCAAACCGCUUACGAGUGCCGCUAGUUUGAAAAAGAAAGGUCGUCGUUGCUUUGCUGAACGUGAUGAUGCACGACACAACUGUGAUCACAAACGGUGUUCAGUGUUCAUUAUGAAAAACUCAGUUUUGUGUGGGUGUGUGCGUGAACUUCACUUACGUCGCUGUCAAGUGCAUCCAGCCUCAUGUGUUGUGGGUUUUCUUAACCCUUGCAUUGCCAGUCUCUCUACGAGUUGACACCGUACAAACUGCGUGUAAACGAAAGCGAUAUUGUGAGCACAAGCAGUGUGCGGCGUUACUUCGUCUGAACAGCGCAAGCAUUAAAAAAAGCGUUCGACACACCGCGCCUGACAAACACAAGGUCGUAAAAGUAGCAAAUGUCAUCACAUUUCGCCUCAUAAAGCACAAACUUUGUCUGCGCAUGUGCGGCAUGACAGUGCUAUUCCAGAGCUUGUUUGGACUCGCAUUUCAUCGAAUAAGUGCAGCACUCCAUCAAAUACAUUGCAUUAUUGGUGCGACUACAGCUCAUUAACAGUGUAAAUAUACAUCUUACUUCUGCAUAUUCCAUUCUGUCCGUACUGUAAAUACGUAUUCCUCCUGUCCUAUACCAUGCUCAUUUCAUAUCUGUUUCUUCUUUCAUGUCGACCGGUGCUGACGCUAAGUUUACUAACGUAGGAGGCUGUUGUGAGUGCUUUAUCGUUCGUAAACUGUACGGACCAUGCAAUCCUCAAUUGAAAAGGGCAUGGUGCCUACGCUCACUGUGUCGUCACGGCUCAAAGCAACCGCUCACAUUUCGUGGCCUUUAUUAUAUCGUUUUCAUCGACAUUGUGUGUUGUGCAUUGUAUACCAAUAGAACCAAUACAGAACUCUUUAAUAUGUGUUAACAUGGUGGUUGCGGCAAACAUGUGAAUCACUGCGUGAAUUAGUCAGAAUUCAGUAAUAGUUAUCGAGUUAAAACGUUGUCGUCACCUGAUUUUAUUUAGUCGCGGGAAAAUAAUAAGCGUUGCUAGUCCUGAGCGACAAUUUGCUCUUGCUUGUCAUAUGAGCACAUCUUGUACAAAAUAGCUGGUGCGCCGAAUCGUUUAUCGCUACAAUUUUUUGCCUGCGUUGAGGGUGCAUUGUGCUUAGUACCUGGACGCAUUUCAAUAAAAGGCACGGCAUUGUUUGGGCGCAUCAUGUAUAACAGACGUGCGCUUUAUUGCUCAGAGAGGUACGCCGUGGUUUCGUCAGGUUCAACUGCCAUCCAUCGUGUCUGUCGUAGCUGCACGGUGCUUCAACUUUUCGCUGAUUUUCGAAAACAGAAACUGUACCUGAGGCUCAUCUUUAUUGUGAACAAGAACACUUGUACAUAGGUUCGUAAAUAAGGAUGGACAUCUUAGUUUGCGCAGCCUAAUUGAAAUACGUUGUUUUAAAUGUGUCAUCAUUGGUAGAAAGCAGAGGGAACGAUUUUCAGCUGAUUUUGAGAAUUAAUUGCAAAUUCCAGGCCACGUGCUGCGCUAUAAUGUUUGAUACUCGUGUUCACGGGAACCUCGAGUCCUCGACUACCGAUUGGCAGCUUUUUUUGACCAUGCUAAAGAAGUGUUGCAGGGCCUCUUCAAGGCAAACAGUGUUGUUGUGUUCGAAGAAACAUAGGCAAUUGCAUGGGUGCUCCGUGUAUAGUCGCAUGAAGAAGACAGGUGCUAGCGCAUUGGCUCGCGACAGCCACCGACGUGGGAGAUUGUGUAAAUCACAUUAUGGGUGAUAGCAUUACCUCGAACGUAGCCCCGGUGCAAAACAGAGGAGGCUCUACCGCAUAAUAAUGGAUAGCAAUAUGGCAGACCUUCGGUUUAUUCCGGCCAGAAGAUUGCUGCCACCUAGAAAAACCCAUCGGAAUCUGGUGCCCGGCGUGCUAAUUACGUGGCAAACAUAUUUACUGACCAGCACGAAAUUGUUGCACUGUAAUAUUGAUAGGAAUCUUUGCGGCAUUCUAUGACGCUGACUGCCAGAGAAAUAGCCUAUGGCUACGCAGUUUUUUUCCCAAAUCAAACGUGUGAGCAUAUAUUUCGUAUCUAAAUAGCAGGCAUUAUAUAUUCCAGCCGCGUAGUUCUCGUUGUGUAA
Molecule: messenger RNA, 5549 nt
Organism: Rhipicephalus sanguineus (brown dog tick)
Lineage: Eukaryota; Metazoa; Arthropoda; Arachnida; Ixodida; Ixodidae
Product: relaxin receptor 1
Exons: 21
Coding region: 833-3349 (838 amino acids)
Biological process (GO): G protein-coupled receptor signaling pathway
Cellular component (GO): membrane
Molecular function (GO): protein binding; G protein-coupled receptor activity
Source: RefSeq, a predicted model, not a curated record